AUGGUCCACUCCAACCAUUACAUGGAUUCAAGCUCAACAUCACCACACUCAAUGCCUGGUAUGGAUCACGAUAAGCCCGGUAUGGACCAUGAAAUGUGUUCUAUGAACAUGAUUUUCACUUGGGAUUGGAAAAAUACAUGUGUUGUUUAUAAAUGGUGGCAUGUUAAGACGUUUACCCAAUUCUUGUUCACUUUGGUUGCAAUCUCUGUUAUAUCUGCUGGUUAUGAAUUUACGAAGUAUAGGUUAGCAAAAUGGGAAAGAGAUUCCACUCAAGCUGCAUUAACUUCGGGUGGAAGGACGUUUGAAUGGUUAAAAUCCAUUGGAUAUGGAUUCCAGGUUGGUUAUUCAUUCAUGCUUAUGUUGGUGUUUAUGACUUAUAAUGGAUGGUAUAUGAUAGCUACAGUUAUUGGUGCUACAGUCGGGUAUCAUUUUUGGGGACAAAAAAUCGCAGAUGCCCGACCAUUAUCAUGCCAUUAA
[Candida] anglica is the source of this 477-nucleotide messenger RNA. The record is from the annotation of a GenBank genome assembly. Lineage: Eukaryota; Fungi; Ascomycota; Pichiomycetes; Serinales; Debaryomycetaceae.